AUAAUAUUUGUUUCAAUUGAUAUAUUAACAAACUUCAUAUUUAUAUUGAUAGAACCUCUGAAUUUUAAAUCAUUCAGACGUCUUAAUCAGAAAAAACUCUCUCUUCUCUCUCCUUCUCAGAGUCCUACGAUGGAGAACCAACCUAAGCGGGGGGAUACUGUAACAAACCCUAAGUACAACACUGCCAUUAAUCAAAGCCAUUGCCCUUCUACGUAUCUACUUUCUUAUCCUACUGCUACUGAUCUUUAUUAUCCUGAUACUUAUAUUCAUAAUCCUGUGGUUAAUAAUGUCUAUGACAAUAUCGGCAACGACAACAGCAGGAACUGUACUAAUACCAAUACCAUCGUUGCUUCUGCUUCUGCUGAUGUUGAUAAUGGAGGAUUUAGGUCUUUGGUAGAUAAAGAAGAAGCGUUUUUGGAUUCUUUGCCAGCUGGAUAUAGGUUUAGACCCUAUGACGCAGAGCUUGUUGGUUGUUACCUCAAAGGGAAAAUUAAUAACGAAACUUUGCCUCCUAAUAGGAUCAGAGAGGUUGAGUUAUAUAAGCAUAAUCCUGAUUAUCUUGCAGCAAACUAUAAAUCAGGUGGCGAAAACGAAUGGUAUUUCUUUACUCCAAGAGAUCGAAAGUACCCAAAUGGAGACAGACCUAGUCGGGCUGCUGGCGAUGGAUAUUGGAAAGCUACUGGAGCAGAUAAGCCCGUUAAAAUUGGAGGAGUUACAGUUGGAUUCAGGAGAGCAUUAGUAUUUUACAAAGGAAAACCUGCAAAAGGUCACAAGACUAAUUGGAUUAUGCAUGAAUAUAGAGCAAAUGAACCUCAUAACAAGAAACGAGGAGGAGAAAAUAAUAUGAAGCUUGACGAUUGGGUCUUAUGCAGGAUAUACAAGAAGUUUGAUAGAGCUUUCAAUGCUCCAACUCUACCUCGAGCUGGAGGUCUUCCUUCAUCAAAAGAUGAUGAGCAUGAGCAAGAAACCAUAUCAAUGCCUGUUGCUGGAAGUUAUGAGCAGGAAAUCUAUCCAUAUCUGGACGCUAAUUUGGUCACAUCUCAUCAUUUUAAUGAACUUGCUCAACCUUUCGAUGAGCAUUUUCGUUAUGGAAAUCCAUCAUUCGGACCUGUAUUAGGUCCAAACCUUCCAUUUCAGGGAUAUCCCAAGCCUUCAAAUGAAUAUUUUAAUGUUCCUCCUCUGCAGGAUAUGGAUACAUCGGGUGAUUUCUCCAGGUCUGAUCAGAACUACGAUGAUCAUAUGCUUUCCAGCAUAGCACCCUAUCAACACAUGAAUGGUAGCAACGAUCAUAUGUUUCCCAGCAUAGCACCCGAUCCACACAAGAAUGAUAGCAACGAUCAUAUGUUUCCCAGCAUAGCACCCGAUCCACAUAAGAAUGAUAGCAACGAUCAUAUGUUUCCCAACAUAGCACCCGAUCAACACGAGAAUGGUAGCAACUGUGACUGACUAUUGCAUAAGGUGACCAUUGAAACUUUCAAGGCAAAUGUUAGUUUAAUUCUCAGGUUAUGUUUUAGCUAAAGCAAUAAUUAGCAUCAGUUAGUAGAUGGUUUGUUAAGUUGAUUAUGCUAUAAAAGCAUAUAAUUAGGAUUAACUGAUAUGUUAAUUUUUAGUUUGGUAUUGUUUUAUUUUGUGUGAUUUUUGUUGUUUGCUGACUCUUCUCUUACUAUAAG
This is a messenger RNA of Jatropha curcas, 1670 nucleotides long. RefSeq names its product NAC domain-containing protein 2. The record is from RefSeq and is a predicted model, not a curated record. Lineage: Eukaryota; Viridiplantae; Streptophyta; Magnoliopsida; Malpighiales; Euphorbiaceae. Gene Ontology annotation, biological process: regulation of DNA-templated transcription. Gene Ontology annotation, molecular function: DNA binding.